Messenger RNA from Polyodon spathula (Mississippi paddlefish), 961 nucleotides. RefSeq lists its product as uncharacterized. The record is from RefSeq and is a predicted model, not a curated record. Bases 1 to 840 code for a protein of 279 amino acids. Lineage: Eukaryota; Metazoa; Chordata; Actinopteri; Acipenseriformes; Polyodontidae. The transcript has 4 exons.
AUGGAACACGGCCUUCUGUUCAUCUCUGUUACUUCAUUAAUCUUUGAAUGCAGAGCAGAAGACACGGUGACUCAGCCUCCAGGCAAUAUGAACGCUGUUGAAGGACAAUCAGUUACACUUGACUGUAAAUACAGUACUAGCUAUUCCUCACCGUAUGUAUUCUGGUACAUACAGCACCCGAUUGGGUCCCCAAGGUAUGUGCUGAGAAGAGAUACUUUUGGAACAGGAGAAAACGCUGAUUUGAAUACUUCUCAGAUGUUCCACAAAUUCCAGCUUCAGAUUGCACCAGACAGCAGAGGGAGGUUUGUCGUGUUGAGAAUGGAACAGGAACGUACUUGGGUUACUGUGCUGCUGUUCUGUUUCAGCAUAAAAAGGACCCGAACAGACUCAGUGACUCAACUUUUACACCCAAUUGUCCUUAAACAGAGAGAGAGCACCAUUAUUCAGUGCAAGUAUGAAACAGCAACCACUGCUCCGACUCUCUUCUGGUACAUCCAGGACCCCAAUCAAGCCCCACAGCUCAUACUCAGUGGAUAUUAUCAGGCAGAGGACAUUCUACCAAUGUUUCAAAAUCGUUUCCCUGCAUCUCCUGACAAAACAGAGAAGAACUCUCAUCUGAAUAUCACUGGGGCUGGGCUGUUUGACUCUGCCACGUACUUCUGUGCUCUGAGUUCCACACUGUGGGAGUCUCAAUAUCAUUUCAUACAAAAACCUCCUGCUGCCUGCCGAGUGAGUCUUGCUGGUGAAGAUAGCAGUGCAGCCUGUGUUCUGUCAACUACUAGAGAAAACAGCACACAUGAAUCUGUACCUGUUGGUAACUAUCCCCCUGCAUUCUACUAGAGAAAACAGCACACAUGAGUCUGUACCUGGUGCUAGCUAUCUCCCUGCAAUCUACUAGAGAAAACAACACUCAAGAAUCUGAAAAAGCAACACAUUUUUAAUAUCUAUUUGUAUUUGAUUA